Messenger RNA from Hansenula ciferrii, 1692 nucleotides. Its product is annotated as Myb-like DNA-binding protein BAS1. NCBI's taxonomy places the organism in Eukaryota, Fungi, Ascomycota, Saccharomycetes, Phaffomycetales, Wickerhamomycetaceae. Gene Ontology annotation, biological process: mitotic cell cycle; positive regulation of transcription by RNA polymerase II. Gene Ontology annotation, molecular function: DNA-binding transcription factor activity, RNA polymerase II-specific; RNA polymerase II cis-regulatory region sequence-specific DNA binding. The transcript has a single exon. The coding region runs from base 1 to 1692 and encodes 563 amino acids. The record is from RefSeq and is a predicted model, not a curated record. Gene Ontology annotation, cellular component: nucleus.
AUGAAUGCUGCUCCUCCACUGUCCUAUCCUCAUGGACCUCAACAUCAUCAUCCAAAUCCUCAUACUCAACUUCAACAACAAGAAGCUCAAAAACCUCAACCUCAACAACAAGAUGAAGAAUCUAAUAUCCAAACUUCAUCUUCAUCAUCAUCUUCAACAAAUUUAAGAAGAGGUCCUUGGUCACCUGAAGAAGAUAGAAAAUUAUUAGAUUCUAUAAAUUUAUUUGGUGCUACAAAUUGGGUUAGAAUUUCUCAAUCAAUUGGUACAAGAACUCCAAAACAAUGUAGAGAACGUUAUCAUCAAAAUUUAAAACCUUCAUUAAAUAGAAAUCCUAUUUCUCCAGAAGAAGGUCAAUUAAUUGAAGAAUUAGUUGGAAAAUAUGGGAAAAGAUGGGCUGAAAUUGCAAGACAUUUAAAUGGUAGAUCUGACAAUGCUAUAAAAAAUUGGUGGAAUGGAGGUGCAAAUAGAAGAAGAAGAGCUUCUUCACAAGCUAUUUUCAAUGAACCAAUCCAAUUACACCAACAACCUUUACAUCAUCAUUUACAACCUUUAGAAUAUAAUCAACAUUAUUCACCUGCUUUUAAUACUCAAAUUUUCCAACAACAACAACAACAACAAUUACCUCAUCAAAUUCAACAAAUACCUGGUCCUGGUCCUAUACAUCAUCAAAUACCUGUGUUACAACAUUCUCAUUCUCAACCUCAUGGUAUAAAUCAAACUAAUCAAUCAUUUCCUUCUCCUUUAAAUCAUUCUCAAUCUUCAACCGCUGCACCAACUUCAAAUUCAAAUUCAAAUCCAACAGGUCCAAAUCCAAAUCAAUCAGGUCAAUCAAAUUCUCAACAACCUCUGAUGAUGUUGAGCUCAUUAUCUCAACAACAAAUGUUACCACCUGUAAAUUCAUCAAGAUCAGUUUCAAUGAAUCAAGAAAUUUUCCAACAACAACCUGGUGUUAAAAGAUUUUUAGAAGAACAACAUAUCCCAACAAGAAGACAUUCAACUCAAACAAUAAUGACUGCACAAGGUCCAACAACAAUAGGUGGUGGUGGAUCUGUUUCAAAUAAUUUGACAAAUGGUUCAAACUCUCAAACUUCACAAUCAACUUCUUCACCAUUCUCUGCAUCACCAUUAUCAAGAGGUCCAUCAUCAAGAAAUUCUUCAAUUUCUUUUGAUCCAACAUCACAUCCACCUUCAUCAUCUGGAUUUUUUUCAGAAUAUUCAAAUAAUAAUUCAAGAAGAUCAUCAAUUGCACCAGAUGUUUUCCCAAAUCCAUUUCAUUAUUCAAAUAAUGUCAAAAGACAAAAUAGUGCAACUUAUCUUUCUCCAAGUUUUACACCACAUAGAGGUUCUGCAUCUGGCUUACCAUCUUCUUUAAGUACUUUAACUUAUACACCAAAUGAUUCAUCUGAUGGAGGAAAUGGUACUGAAUCAUCUACACCAAUUUUUAAAUCAAAUUUUAAUUUUAAACAAAAUGAACAAGAACAAGCUGCUAAAUUGAUUCAAAAACAAGAAAAUAAUGGACAUGCUCCAGGUCCAAAUCAAGUUACAAAUCAAGUGACAAAUGAACCCCCAUUAAAAGCUGAAACUUCAGAUGAAAAUACAAAACCUGAAGAUGGUGAAGUUGAUGGUGUUGAAGUUGAAGGUAAAGGUGAAGGGAAGAAAAAAGUCAUGAAUAUAAGUAAUUUAUUAGGUUAA